Perkinsus marinus ATCC 50983 is the source of this 579-nucleotide messenger RNA. RefSeq names its product latent nuclear antigen, putative. The coding region runs from base 1 to 579 and encodes 192 amino acids. Lineage: Eukaryota; Perkinsozoa; Perkinsida; Perkinsidae. The transcript has a single exon. The record is from RefSeq and is a predicted model, not a curated record.
AUGCCAUCAUCAAACUCACUAGCUUCCAAAACCUUUCUCCCACUAGAAGUAGACUACACCGAAGGGUCGAUCUGUGACGUCUGCGGUAGUCAAGAUGGCAGCACUUUGGUUGAGGAGGGCAGUGGAAACCGUCUCUGCGAGGAUUGUUGGGAAGAAUCUAAACAGACUCAAGCAGCUGAGCUCAAUGACGAGCGCACAGUGGAGAAUGAAUCUUGGGAGGAAUCCAGUGACGACGAGGACCAGGAUGGUGGUGUAGAAGAGGAGAUGAAUGAAAACAACUACGAAUACGAAAUUGAGGAGCCUGAGGAAGAGGACGACGACGAUGAUGAUGAUGAUAUUUCAGAGGAUAGUAUGUGCCCCGACUUUGCUCAUCGGUCGGUGAUAGCGUUGGAGCUCGGACGGGCUGCUCAGGACCAGGAGGAGCUCCGUCUCAAUAAGGAGCUUCUGGAUGCUUUCAGCAACACUGAAGUCAACAGAGAUCUGUUGACUGAGAUGUGUAUCAAGAAUGUUAAGGAGGAGGAUGAGGAGGGGGGAAGGAGCCCAAGGCUCAGUCGAUCAGCUUUUCGACCGAGGGCUUAG